ACGAGUCAGCAUUGACUGACCAAAUGAAAGUACUGAAGAAGAAUAUGUUGUCCCUGCAUGCGCACAUGAACAUCAGAUUAGACUUCAUGCAGAGCACUCUAGACCAGAUCCUGGAUGUAUUGACAAGGCCAGGAUUCAGGCCACCAACACAAUCGCCAUUGCCGUUAUCGACGAUGUCAAGCCCCUUUCCAGUUCAAGCUGGUACACAGCCAAGUGGUACGUCUGCAGCAGUUGCACAGACUGUUGCGUCUUCUUCUUCGGGUCCAAUGGUGGGAGCUACAUCACCACAACAACCUGUUCCUCAACAGGGACAGUUGUAGGGUCAAUGGUAUCCUAAUACCCCAAUGAAACCGCCUCUUGCCUUCUCAGGCGAGAGAAAGGACGAAGAACUCAACACAUGGUUGAGGACCGUCCCGGUUUGGGUGAAGGCAAAGAGGACCUUGCCUAAGGAUGAAGUGGUAACCGCUGCAUCUUACCUCGAGGGUAAGGCAGCCAAGUGGCUAGAUGGGGUAGUGGUAAAGGCCGGGUAUGGGCGACGCAUGGCGGACUGGGCUAAGUCUCUGACGUUAGACCAGUUCAUGGAAAUGGUAGAAGCUCGAUGGCAUAAUCCACAGGAGGCACAAAGAGCCACUGACGCGAUUAACAAGAUGGACCAACGAAAGUUCAAGUCGGUCAGAGAGCUUACGACUACCGUUGAGAGCCUGAUCCUCGUCCCAGGCAUCAACUACAGUGACCAGUUCCUAUUUACUACGUUUGUUAGAUGUUUACCAGAGAACAUCAGGAACUUACUGGCCAGCGAGGCACGCACUGAGUACCAUUCGUUUGAGACACUGUCUAGGAAAGCCUUAGAUUUGGAGGCCACGCUAGGCAAUGCUCAACCAACCUCUCAGAUUGACACGAGGAAGAAGAAGAGUCCUCAGGAGUGGAAGAAGAAGGAGGCUAAGUUGAUGAUGGUUGAGUCCGAUGGGACUCAAACGGAGAUCGACGAGCUCACUGACCUGAUGGACUAUACACAGUUUGACGGCGAGGAGGUAGCUGAGGGUAGCACCCUCGCCGUGGUAGUCAAGACUAAGGCAGGUGGCCGAGGGAAGGGCCAACCUAGGAGUCAAGGAAAGGCCGGCCCCAAUCAGACCAAGCAGGCUGAAUGGGUGAAGAAGUCAUUCAUAGUGACCACUGACGCAAGCCAAUACGGCAUUGGCGCAGUGCUGGCUCAACAGGAUGGGAAAAAAUUGAGACCGAUUGAGUACAUGAGUAAGAAGAUGCCAUCAAAGAAGUUGGCAAAAUCCGCCUACGAAAGGGAACUCUAUGCUCUGUAUAAAGCACUUGUCCAUUGGAGACACUUCCUAUUGGGAAGGUUCUUCUACUUGAGGACUGAUCAUCAGACCCUCAAAUGGAUCAAGACUCAACCGGCUCUUUCUGACGCACUCAAGCGAUGGAUUGAGGUCAUAGACCAAUAUGACUUCAAGCUUGAGUACUUAAAGGGAGAGUACAACAAGGUUGCGGAUGCGCUAUCCCGUAGAGCAAACUACCUAGGUGCGUUAAUUUCUGACUUUGGCGUAUCUGACGAAGUAACUCAAUCAUUGGUGGGAGCCUAUCAGGAAGACCCUGUCACGAUGGACAUCAUGGGCAAACUUCAGGCAAAAGACAAGGCCACGGAAAGUGAGUUUGUGAUGGUGGACGGGUUACUCUAUCUUGAUAAGACAGGAAUAAAAAGGUUAGUAGUUCCAUCUAGUGAACAGUUGCGUAGUUUAUUUUUAGGCGAAUGUCAUGACGCAACCGGGCACUUUGGCUACAAGAAGACGAGUGCUAACUUAGUACAACGAUUUUGGUGGCCUGGUAUGUUUGAUGACGCGAAGAAGUACGUAGAGACCUGUCAGGUCUGUCAGCAGGACAAGCCGCUAACUCAAGCACCGCUUGGGUUGUUGAAGCCUUUGCCUAUCCCUGCUGGUCCAGGACAGAGUGUCUCCAUGGAUUUCAUGGACACCCUAGUGACUAGUAAGAGUGGCAAGAGGCACAUCUUCGUCAUCAUCGACCGAUUCACCAAGUACGCUAGACUAGUGGCUAUGCCAGAGACCACAAGAACUGACUACGUCAUCAAGUUGUUCAAAGACAACUGGGUGCGUGACUUUGGUUUACCAAAUUCAAUCGUUAGUGACCGAGAUGUCCGAUUCACAAGUGAGCUGUGGAAGAAGACUGCAGAACAGAUGGGCAGUUAACUUCAAAUGACUUCAGGGAAUCAUCCCGAAGCCAACGCACAAGCCGAACAAAUGAACAGAGUUGUA
Molecule: messenger RNA, 2282 nt
Organism: Chara braunii
Lineage: Eukaryota; Viridiplantae; Streptophyta; Charophyceae; Charales; Characeae
Source: the annotation of a GenBank genome assembly